This is a messenger RNA of Trichomonas vaginalis G3, 162 nucleotides long. RefSeq lists its product as uncharacterized. The record is from RefSeq and is a predicted model, not a curated record. NCBI's taxonomy places the organism in Eukaryota, Parabasalia, Trichomonadida, Trichomonadidae. The annotation marks the transcript as partial. The transcript has a single exon.
UUUUGUUUUUUUAUCUGCAGUCAAAUGACUCAGACAAUAGAUGUUGAAGCAUUGAAGAAAGAAAUUCGUGAGCAAAUUUUAUCCGAACUGAAGGAACAAAAACAAGAACAAAAGCCAGAGAGACCAAAGAGAAAACUUAGUGAAAACAACUUGCUGCAUUAG